AUGGCGCCAAACGAUACAAAUAGCCCGUCAGUCGAUCGCGUUGCCGUAAAAGUUCCACCGUUUUUGCCCCAGGAUCCGGAAUUAUGGUUCCUGUUACUUGAAAGUGGUUUUGAAGCGUCGGGCAUUACGCAAGAAAGCACUAAAUUUGGUUACGCGGUCGGCGCCCUGGAUGCGAAAUACGCGGUCGAGAUACGCGAUGUACUCCUAAAGCCCAAAAGUGAGCGGACAUACGAACUGCUAAAACGCGAAUUAAUCAAACGGAUGGGGCCAUCAAAGGAAGAAAACACGCGCCGCCUCCUGGAGAACGGUCCACUUGGGGACCGCAAACCCACACAGUUCCUCCGCCACCUACGAGUUCUCGCCGGGACGGAGUUCCCAGAAGAGGUCCUACAGACGCUGUGGAUGAGACGCUUGCCCACACACAUGCAAGCGCUGCUGGCCGCGCACAAGGACCUCACGCUGGAUAAGAGAGCCGAGAUCGCGGACUCCGUUGCGGAAGCUUAUGGUAACCUGGGUAAAAUAGCCGAGACAACCAUAUCACCCGCAACCCCGUCAUCGACCCAGGAGCAAUCGAGGAUAGACGGAGUGGAACGCACCUUGGCGGCCGUCUUGCAAAAGUUUGCUGCAAUUGAGAUCUCCCCAAUAUCGCAGCCUCAAGACCGUUCGCGACCGGACUCGCGGCCAGGCACAUCACCAGCAUCGCGUUCGCGUUCGCGAUCGGGAUCCCGUGAUCGAAUAAAAGGCGACAGCGGUAUUUGCUGGUACCACUGGCGUUUCGGCGACAAAUCAAGAAGAUGCGACAAGCCGUGUAGGUACAGUUCCCUACCGGCGGGAAACGCCGAGGGCAGUCGCAAAAAAUUCCUCAUCGACACCGGCGCCGAUCUGUGUGUGUUCCCGCAUGCCCUGCUACCAAAACCGCGUACGAAGUCCGCAUAUGAACUUUCCGCGGCAAACGGCACCGUCAUCGCAACGUACGGAACAAUCACGUUGUCGUUGAAUUUAGGCUUACGACGCGAUUUUACGUGGAGAUUUGUUGUCGCGGACGUGGUGAAACCCAUUAUCGGAGCCGACUUCCUGGCUCACUACGGACUCCUGGUGGACAUAAGAAACCAGCGACUACACGAUCAAAUUACCCAACUCACUUCCAUCGGAGAGGUGACUGAGUGUGAGAUCCCGUCCGUAAAAACCAUCGCCGGAAGUUCACCGUUCCACGAACUCCUCCAACGGUUUCCCGAUGUCACACGUCCAGACGGAACCCCUAAGGCGGUGAAACAUUCCACCCGCCACCACAUCGUAACCACGCCGGGCCCUCCCAUUGCGCAACGUCCCCGAAGACUCGCGCCCGACCGACUCCAGGCAGCAAGAAAAGAAUUCGACGCCAUGGUCCAGCUAGGAAUCGCCCGCCCUUCCCAAAGUUCAUGGUCUUCACCGCUUCACAUGGUGCCCAAAAAGGGCGACGAAUGGAGGCCAUGCGGAGAUUAUCGUGCCCUCAACGCGAGAACCUGCCCCGACAGGUACCCGGUGAGGCACAUCCAAGAUUUUGCGCAAUCCUUACACGGCAAAAUCAUAUUUUCAACGAUCGAUCUGGUACGCGCAUUCAACCAGAUCCCGGUCGCAGAAGAAGACGUUCCGAAGACUGCCAUUACCACCCCAUUCGGCUUGUUUGAAUUUCAAUUCAUGACGUUCGGCUUACGUAACGCAGCGCAGACGUUCCAGCGAUUCAUGGACGAGGUGUUGCAGGGUCUCGAUUUUUGCUAUGCAUACAUCGACGACAUCCUCGUCGCAUCCGCAUCACCAGAAGAACACCUCCAGCACUUGGAAACUGUGUUUCAGCGUUUGAGAGAGUACGGCGUCGUUAUCAAUCCCAUGAAAUGCGUCUUCGGCCAGCCAGAGGUCAAAUUUUUAGGAUAUCUCGUUUCCGGCGCAGGUACACGUCCACUUCCAGAAAAGGUCGAAGCAAUCCGCAGCUUCCCGCAGCCAAAUACAAUAAAAAAGUUGCGUCAGUUCUUGGGUAUGUUGAAUUUUUUCAGAAGAUUCCUACCUAAGGCGGCAGAGACGCAAGCACCUUUGAACGACCUCCUCCAGGGCAACGUCAAAGGAAAAACUCCGGUCAACUGGACACCAGCAACGGUGGCCGCAUUCGAGGCGUGCAAGGAGAGCCUCGCCGGAGCCACAUUAUUGGCACAUCCCGAGCCAAACGCACCAUUAGCUAUUUUUUCGGACGCGUCAGAUUUCGCCGUCGGAGCAGUCCUCCAGCAGAAGGUCGACGGUCACUGGCAACCGCAUAUGGUAGAGGCGCGGUCUUUCACCAUCUACACAGACCACAAGCCAAUCACGUAUGCCUUUCAGAAGAAGAAUACCGAGUCGAUUCAUCGUCUAUCCCAUCCAGGCGUUAAAGCCACCGUAAAACUGGUGACGCAACGUUACGUCUGGCCAUCGGUCAAAUCAGAUUGUCGAGAAUGGGCCCGCAACUGCGUAGAAUGUCAGCGUUCGAAAAUCUCACGCCAUGUCUCUUCGCCCAUCGGUACAUUCUCGCCACCAUCAGCGAGGUUUGAGCACGUGCACUUGGACAUAGUAAUUAUGCCACACUCAGAGGGUUAUCGUUACUGCCUUACCAUGGUAGAUCGGUACACCCGCUGGCCAGAAGCCGUACCCAUUAGCGACCAGGAAGCAGCAACCGUGGCACGAGCUUUUUACGACACAUGGAUCGCACGAUUCGGCACUCCGCUACGAGUAACCACCGACCAAGGAACCACUCAUUUGAGAACUACAGCGUACCACCCCUCAGCCAACGGAAUGGUUGAACGCCUACACCGACAGUUAAAAGCGGCAAUCAUGUGCCACCAGAAUAAUCGCUGGACUGAAGCCCUAUCCACCGUCAUGCUCGGCAUUCGAGCAGCAUGGAAAGAAGACUUCCAGGGUUCCUCCGCGGAGCUCGUAUAUGGCCAACCUCUCCGCCUGCCCGGUGAAUUCCUAGGCAUCCCACGCGACGAAAACAGCGCAGACAACAGCACCCCAAACUUCGUCAAAGAGUUACGUCAACACGUGCGUAACUUGAAGCCAUGUGAGGGAACACGACAUGGAGCAAAGAAGACCUUCAUUUUUAAAGAUCUCGCCACGUCCGAACAAGUUUUUGUACGCCACGACGGUCCCAAGCAGCCGCUUCAACAGCCAUACGACGGUCCGUACAGAGUCGUAAGGCGAUCGGCGAAAACGUUCGUCGUCAACAUCAAAGGUCGAGAUGUCACCGUUUCAAUAGAUCGGCUCAAACCCGCGUACAUACUCAGUGACGACACGCCCACGUCAGAGUUUGGCCGCGACACUACGAGGACGACGCCCACAACAGACGAACCAGCGCCCUUCGCAGAUCAACCCCACGACGACGACGAGAUGCCAGCUUCCACAACGACGAGGACCACGAGGUCAGGAAGACGGGUGCGCUUCCCUGAGCGCCUGCAAAGCGGUUUUUCAUAAAAAAAAAACACUAGCAGGGGGGUACUGUAGGAACAACCGUUCCCACAAAAUUAGGUGUUCUACC
This is a messenger RNA of Zophobas morio, 3538 nucleotides long. RefSeq lists its product as uncharacterized. Gene Ontology annotation, molecular function: aspartic-type endopeptidase activity; nucleic acid binding. The transcript is spliced from 4 exons. The coding region runs from base 1 to 3474 and encodes 1157 amino acids. The record is from RefSeq and is a predicted model, not a curated record. Gene Ontology annotation, biological process: proteolysis; DNA integration. NCBI's taxonomy places the organism in Eukaryota, Metazoa, Arthropoda, Insecta, Coleoptera, Tenebrionidae.